Messenger RNA from Suillus subalutaceus, 1358 nucleotides. RefSeq lists its product as uncharacterized. The record is from RefSeq and is a predicted model, not a curated record. NCBI's taxonomy places the organism in Eukaryota, Fungi, Basidiomycota, Agaricomycetes, Boletales, Suillaceae. Bases 66 to 1358 code for a protein of 430 amino acids. Gene Ontology annotation, molecular function: acyltransferase activity, transferring groups other than amino-acyl groups. The transcript is spliced from 7 exons.
AAGACAUUACUUACAAUGUGCCCGACUCGUGAUAUAGAUUCCACGAGUGCUCGUUUGAGAAGCCAAUGCCGACGUUCUUUGUGCAGCCCGCACAGCCAACUGCAUUAUCAGAUAAAUAUGAAGUGGAACUACCUGGUUAUGAACUGUGGGCAACCAUGAUCCAAAACGUUCACGUUCUUGUGGGUUCGCUGGAUGUAAAGAAGUUCAGUGCUGCGCUCUCCAGGACUUUGCAACUGUGGCCUCAUACUGCCGGAAGACUGACAAACGAUGGCGGGAAAUAUAAGGCAAUUGAAUUCGAAGAGCGUCCUCAUGAAUCAACGUCUUCAGUUGUCCUUGAUUCUCACGUCAUUCAGAAUGACCUCUCGGGCUUGCUGAACUCUCCUCAUCAGCGCAGUGCGUUCGACUUCGAAGUCCCUCUUUUGAGACUUAAAGUCGUCUCCUUUCGCGAUGAAACCACACUCGGCAUUUCUUGGAAUCAUAUAUUGGGUGAUGCGACUGCGUUCUUCCGCUUCACUCAUGCAUUUUCCCAAUUUUACCAAGGCUUACACCUCGUCUAUCCGUCGCCUACGUUCGAGAAGCCCAUUUUCCCUGAGCCUUCGGAGUGCACCAUUGAAGAACUACGCCCAUCAAUCUGCUACUUGCACGAACUUUGUAGCGAGGAAGUGCUUUGUAAAAAGUACUCGCAGAGAGUACACACAUCAGAACGUGUCAAUUGGUUCUUUGAGAGACAUGAAUUAGAGACACUCUGUAACUCUUUGCGUCAAAGAUCACCUUCAGCAGCAACCCGGCUGUCAAUCCAUGACAGUCUCUCCGCAUAUAUCGUCACCGUGAUAAACCGUAUUUUGCCUAAUCAAAUACGCAAGAUCAAAUUCAUGGACAGCUAUCGCUUCUCUGGAGCAAGUUUCGCAUUUCCUGAUGUUGCUGGCAAUGCUAUAAUCGAAGCUUUGACAGCACUGCCAGAGAACCCGACCGACAUCACAGGUAUCGCCACAAGCAUCCGCGAGACCCUCACGCACUAUCGACAACACGAAGUCAUCUCAACAUGGAUGUCCGUAGCCAGUCACCUGAUGCUCGCAGCUGCAAAGGCAAGGAAAUUAUUUUACUACCCUCCUACUGAAAUUAUCAUCGACUGGUGUUCAGCACAUUUCGGUCAACCAGAGUCGCAUAGACAUCACAUGAGUGGGCAUGGCUUGCUUUAUCUGCGCGUCUUCGGCGCCAAUCCAUGGCGCGGAGAUGAUGGAUCGUGGCAUGCUCCAGAGGGAAGAAUCGACAUAUCCAUCGGAGUUCCUCAGGGAUACAGGCAAAAGGUGCUGGACAUACUGGCGCAAGGACUCGAUAGCAUCAAGAAAGAUGGUUGA